AUGUAUAAUUUCCCGCCCGCUGAACUUCCCCCGCUUCUUUUUGGCCAUUCUGAACGGCAAUUUCUCCAUUUGUCUCCAGGGCGGAAGGGUGGCGAUGCUGCAACACACACGCCAGGUCCAGGUGCCGCAACGGCCGCCAAGGUGGCCACCCCUAGGCAGGGCGCCUUCUCCACAGCCUUAGCGGGCCCCGUGCCCGCCGAUACGGGAGCUGUGGCGGGUGCUGCUGCUGCUGUACAGACCCCAGGGACAUUUAAGAACAAGGAGAAGGUCCUUGUGUUGUCCACCCGCGGCGUGACCUUUCGAUACCGUCACUUGAUGGAAGACGUCAUGUCGCUACUGCCGCACUGUAAGAAGGAGUCCAAACUGGACACCAAGAGCGACCGCGGGGUCCUCAACGAGGUGGCGGACUUGAAGAACUGCAGCAGCGUGUUGUUCUUUGAGGUCCGCAAGAAGCAGGACUUGUACUUGUGGCUGUCCAAGGCCCCGGACGGCCCUUCGGUCAAGUUCCACGUGGCCAAUGUACACACCAUGGCGGAGGUGAAGCUGUCCGGCAAUCACCUGAAGGGCUCCCGUCCCGUCCUGUCAUUUGACGCGGCCUUCGACGUGCAGCCCCAUACCCAGCUGCUGAAGGAGAUGCUCACGCAGGUGUUUGCCACCCCUAAGCGGCACCACAAGGCGAAACCCUUUUUCGACCACGUCAUCUCGUUCACGUUGGCAGACGAGCGGGUUUGGGUGCGCAACUACCAGCUUGUCGUACCCCCAGACAAGAAGCGGGUGGAUCCGGACAACGCCUCACUCGUGGAGGUGGGCCCCAGGUUCUGUCUGAACCCCAUCAAGAUCUUUAACGGCAGCUUUGGCGGAGCGACGCUGUACGACAACCCGAACUACACGUCCCCGAAUGCGGUGCGCGCAGCAUUGAAGCGCAAGGCGGCUAGCAAGUACAGUAGCAAGGUGGCGCAGCGCGAUCGGCGGACGGAGCACAAGGCGCAGAAUCCGAUGCCGCGGGACCCAAUGGAUGGAUUGUUUAAAGGGGAAGAGGACGAGGGCGAUGGAAGUGAUGGCGAUGCCUGA
This is a messenger RNA of Volvox carteri f. nagariensis, 1071 nucleotides long. RefSeq lists its product as uncharacterized. The record is from RefSeq and is a predicted model, not a curated record. The transcript has 7 exons. The coding region runs from base 1 to 1071 and encodes 356 amino acids. Gene Ontology annotation, cellular component: nucleolus. Gene Ontology annotation, biological process: ribosomal large subunit assembly; rRNA processing. Gene Ontology annotation, molecular function: rRNA binding. Lineage: Eukaryota; Viridiplantae; Chlorophyta; Chlorophyceae; Chlamydomonadales; Volvocaceae.